This is a messenger RNA of Homalodisca vitripennis (glassy-winged sharpshooter), 2377 nucleotides long. Its product is annotated as solute carrier organic anion transporter family member 74D-like. The record is from RefSeq and is a predicted model, not a curated record. NCBI's taxonomy places the organism in Eukaryota, Metazoa, Arthropoda, Insecta, Hemiptera, Cicadellidae. The transcript is spliced from 13 exons. Gene Ontology annotation, biological process: transmembrane transport; sodium-independent organic anion transport. Bases 288 to 2255 code for a protein of 655 amino acids. Gene Ontology annotation, molecular function: protein binding. Gene Ontology annotation, cellular component: membrane.
ACUCUUUCUUUUGUGUGUGACUCGAGGUGAAUACUAUGGUUUGUGAAUUUUUUACCAGUAAAUAGACAUUUACACUUUUUCUUAUCUUGCAUAGAACUUGUUAUUAAUUUGUUACUCAUUUGGAGUUGUCAGGAAAAUUCAUUUCCAAAACUGUAUAAUAUGUUUGAUUGUAUUCAUUUAUGGGUGUAUUCUGGAUGCAACAUAACAGUUUACUGUGGUUUAGAAAGAUACAAUCAACUUUAAAAGGAAUGAGUUACUUAAAUGAUAAAUAUUAAACCAAGUUUCAGAUGUUUGACUUUACUACUUAUGAUGUUGAAACGGAAGAAAGAGAGGUGACAAAAGAAACACGUUGUGGAGUGUUUGGCUGUUACCCACCAUGGCUGCAGAUACUGGCCAGCAAGAAGAGCUAUGUGAUACUGUUUGGUUUAGUAGGCAUGAACCAGCUGGCCAUUGGAUCAUAUGCUGUUGCCACCAUCACCACACUGGAGAAAAGGUUCAAAAUACCGAGUCAGACUUCAGGGAUAAUCACGGGAUCAUGGGACUUUGGGACAAUCUGUUCAUCAAUAACAAUAGCCUACAUCGGUAGUAAGGGCCAUAAGACUCGAUGGGUGGCUCUAGGCACUCUGCUUGUUAGUGUGGCCUGCUACUCACAACUACUGCCUUACAUUCUGUUCGGACCAGGGAGUGAUGCUAUAGCCAUUGCUCAGUCAUCCAACUCUACUGAUAAAACUUCUAUCGCCUCCAGCUGUGGCAUGGGUGCGUUGUACAGUGAGGAUUGUUAUGAUGGCAACACAUCCUCAACUCCAGCCAUACUCAUCUUCAUGUCACAGUUUCUGCUGGGUGUUGGAGUUUCCAUGUACUGGACCCUAGGGAUAGCAUAUCUCGAUGACAAUGUUAGAAAAAAUCAAACUCCAUGGCUCAUUGCAAUUUCAUCAACAAUCCGCCUGUUCGGGUCACCAAUAGGUUUUUGGGUGGCAUCUAAGGCAGUGGAAUUUUACGUAGACCCCACUCUCUCGCCCCCCAUCACUGAUAAGGAUCCGCGGUGGAUUGGAGCAUGGUGGAUGGGCUGGAUUCCUUUUGGUAUAAUUGCAUCCAUUUUCUCAGUUCUUUUAUCGCUUUUCCCCCGAGUGCUUCCAAGAGCUUCACAACGGCUGAAAGAACAGGCUCGAGUUGAAGUUAAAACAGAAGAAAAAACAGGAAAUAACACUUUUGGUGGAUUUUGUCAGAUGCUCAAGCGGCUGUUUAGAAAUCGUCUGCUACUUUGUAAUACUUUCAGUUAUGUCUUUUACAUGUUUGGAGUGUUGUUUUACUAUGUAUACAUGCCAAAAUAUAUGGAAAGUCAGUUCCACAUGACAGCUUCAGAUGCAAACAUGAUUACAGGAAACGUAGGACUAAUUAGUUCAGCAAUUGGUGUGAUCGCAUCUGGUUAUGUGGUGUCAAGCUUCAAGCCAUCAGCCAGAAUGAUUACAGGAUGUAAUUUUGGUGUAGAAGCUCUUGGAGUGAUAUGUAUGAUUGUUUAUGCUCACCUGGGCUGCCAAGGGAACAAUUUACAUGGGCAAUGGGCUGCAGAUGGAAGCUGGGACCUGAAUCAACAGUGCAAUAGUGAAUGUAACUGUGGUCCUUCAGUGCCUUAUGAGCCAGUAUGUGAUCUAACUAGGUCUGUCACAUUCUUCUCCCCUUGUCAUGCUGGCUGCUCUGAAGUCGUCUUCUAUGAGGGUGUAAAGAUGUUUAAAAACUGCAGCUGUAUCCCAGAAACAUUCACUGCUGUGGACUCGUUCUGCCCUGUCGACUGUCAAUAUGACCUCAUAAUAUUCCUUGUCAUAUUCUGUAUUAUGAGCCUCUUAUCGUCCAUGAGUCAUUCUGGUCUCGUCAUCAUCCAGUUCAGAACAGUUGAUCCAGAGGAUAAGUCCGUUUCUAUUGCGCUGUCGGAGAUGAUGUGCAGUGCCCUGGCAUACAUUCCAGCACCUAUUAUCUAUGGGUAUCUGAUAGACAAAUCUUGUAUGGUGUGGGGUCAGACAUGUGGAGAGAGGGGCAACUGUUGGCUGUAUUUUGGUGAAACACUUCGCUACUAUGCAAACUACACUUCUGCAGGGUUUCUAACAGUUGCUCUGGUGUUUGAUUUUGGUACUUGGUAUUACUCCAAGAACCUUGCCCUCUAUGAUGAGGACUGUACCGAGGACACAAACCAUCAACUACAAGGAGAGAACAAUUCAAAGCGUAAAAAACAGAGCCUCAUCCAAGAUGAAGCUUUAUAACACUGUGGAUAAGUCAUGGAUGUAUUAGUAUUUAAUGUUUAUAUGUUAAUGAAAUACUGUAAAAUAGUUCUUGUUAAGUUAUUACUCAAUGAUUUGUAAAAAAAGUUUCUUCUUCCAGAUCA